AUGGCCAACGACUUGGAUAAGAGCAGCAAGUCCCAAGACUACGACAACGAAAAGCAAGUGGUAGAGGGACCAGGAGCUGGAGGUGUACAGAUGCCCAUCUACAACAACCUCGAUAAGAGCAGCAAGUCCCAAGAUUACGAUAAUGAAAAGCAAUUGGCAGAGGUACCAGGAGCUGGAGGUGUACAGAUACCCAUCUAUAACAACUUGGAAUUAGUGUCGUCUGAAAAUCUCACUUUCACGGCCAUCCUCAAAGGCACAGCAGCCCACCCGCUCAACACAUUCGAGAAGAAAGCCGCCCUUAUCAACGCCGAGCUGGACAAUUUCGGACUUGGCCGCUAUCAGAUAUGCAUUUGGUUCCUCUGUGGUUUCGGAUACUUCCUCGAUCUGGCGUGGUCACAGGGUGUUGGUCUUAUCUCUACAGCAAUCUACCAGGAAAUGAAUGUCGCUGACAAGGAUACUGGAACAAUCUUCGCGCUGGCCAACGCUGGUCUUGCCAUUGGUGCUCUGGGAUUCGGAUUGGCAGUCGACAUUAUUGGAAGGAAGUGGGCUUUCAAUUUGACGUGUCUGAUCACUUCUGUGUUUGGGCUCCUACUUGCUGCACCAAAGUUCAACUACGGCGCGAUCUGUGGCAUCUAUUUUCUCGCCUCUCUGGGACUCGGCGGCAACAUCCCAAUUGACGCUACCAUUGCUCUUGAGUUCCUUCCACAGAGUCGCCGCUUUCUUGUGGCACUUCUCUCCAUGUGGCAGCCUAUUGGAGUAAGUGUUGCUUCCGGCAUUGCUUACGGAACGGCUGCCAAAUGGCGAUGUGAACCUGAGCUCCCAUCGUGCAAGGCUGUUGCUGCUGGGGAGGCUUGCUGUACUGUCUCCAGCAACAUGGGCUGGCGUUACAAUGUCAUCGUUCUCGGCGCCAUGACUCUCGUCAUCUUCUUCCUCCGCUACUUUGUAUUCAACUUCCACGAGUCACCUAAAUUCCUGCUCGCUCGAGGUCGUGAGGCUGAGGCCAUCGAGGUUUUGCACAAAAUCGCCAAGUUCAACCGCGCGCCACCACCUACCCUGACAUUGGAGAUGUUUGCAGCCAUUGAUGCUGCUGAUCCAGACUUCCACGCGGCAGUAGUUGCGCCAACAAAUCUCACGCGCGCCGAGAAGAACAAGGCGGUCUUCAAGAAUGUUGGCAAGGAACUCAAACGUUUGAAGGGUAUUUUCACCAACAAACUGUCCUUGUUCAUCUUCAUCCUCCUCGGCAUCGCGUACAUGGGAGAUUACUGGUCCUUCAACCUUGCUGGGAAUUUCUUGCCUAUCAUCCUGCUCCGCAACAACGUUUCCAAUGGCCGAGGAACUGUGCAAGACACGUACAAACAGUACAUCAUCAUCUAUACUCCUGGUAUUCUUGGCGCCAUCCUUGCCCUCGCAUCCGUACAAAUGCCACUCCUUGGACGUAAAUGGUCGCUCGUCUUCUCCGCCAUCUGCCAAGGUCUUUCCAUGGCCAUGUAUACCCAGGUCGAUUCAACCGCGGCAUACGUUGGGCUGAACGCACUUGAGUACAUCAUGCAAACAUACUUCAAUGCGGUUCUUUACGCAUCUGCACCCGAGUUGUUCGACACUGCCUACCGUGGUAGUGUUAGCGGCAUGCUCUCCUGCUUGGGUCGUAUUGCUGGAAUCGUGGCACCAUACGCUGGUGCCCAGCUGCUCGCGAACGAGAGCUCUGGCAUUCUAUGGCUGGGCGCAGGUGGUAUAUGGCUUUCUGCACUCAUGAUGGUCUUCUUGCCAGUCGAGAUGCGGAAUAGGCAGAUGUUCUAG
Parastagonospora nodorum SN15 is the source of this 1797-nucleotide messenger RNA. RefSeq lists its product as hypothetical. Gene Ontology annotation, biological process: transmembrane transport. The record is from RefSeq and is a predicted model, not a curated record. Gene Ontology annotation, molecular function: transmembrane transporter activity. The transcript is spliced from 2 exons. Gene Ontology annotation, cellular component: membrane. Lineage: Eukaryota; Fungi; Ascomycota; Dothideomycetes; Pleosporales; Phaeosphaeriaceae. The coding region runs from base 1 to 1797 and encodes 598 amino acids.